Messenger RNA from Mytilinidion resinicola, 441 nucleotides. RefSeq lists its product as uncharacterized. The transcript is spliced from 2 exons. The coding region runs from base 1 to 441 and encodes 146 amino acids. The record is from RefSeq and is a predicted model, not a curated record. NCBI's taxonomy places the organism in Eukaryota, Fungi, Ascomycota, Dothideomycetes, Mytilinidiales, Mytilinidiaceae.
AUGACCUCACAUCUACCAUCCAGCGCAGCUUCUACAAACAUGAGACAGGACUAUAUCCCUCCCCUUCUCGACGCCGUCGUCCCAGGAUCAAGGGAGACAUCCCGUACCGAACCGACAACCCAGCCGUCUUUCAGCCCACCGCAUUGCAGCCAACUUCAGAUAUUUAGGCUUUGGCGGCCGCUCUUCCUGGAGAUUGAAGAAAUUCAUUUCCUCUCUGACGCGGCACAGCUCGUAUCCCUCUCCAUCGAUUACUCCACCAACGCACCCAACCGUCAACAUUCCACCGACAUCUACAUUCAUGAGGAAGGGAAUGUGGUGCAGAUGAUUGCGCCUCAUGGUUCCAAGAGAGGAGGGACGAGAGUCACAGGAUAUGGGAGAAGGCUGCUCAACGAAGCUGGGACUGGUUGUGUUGGGCAGGUCGUAACACUUUCGAGUCUCUAG